Messenger RNA from Peronospora farinosa, 1986 nucleotides. Lineage: Eukaryota; Oomycota; Peronosporomycetes; Peronosporales; Peronosporaceae. The record is from the annotation of a GenBank genome assembly.
AUGUAUUCGUCGUAUUGGAAACCAAAUGAUGGACGAGAGUCCCAUGUACGAACGGAUCAUGAAGCUCUUCAUCGAGAUGAAGCUACACAUAAAGCCAUGCAAUCCGAUGAAACCGAGUUACGACCAUUGGAUCUAGAGACAAUCAUGAGUUCAAAAGCAGCCGUCAAAUUUUGGUAUUUACAUCGUCCAAAGACCAUGGCUUAUGUCCACAAGAAUGCGACUAAAGUUCAGAGUCUCGGACGUGCUUUUGCCGUUCGAAAACUACGGGAAAAACACGGGGCUGAAUAUAUGGCCAAUCUAGCACGACAGGAUCAAGUCCGACGUGACGCUGAUGUGCUCAAGGAACUUACGGAUGAAGAACGGGCAGCGAAAGAGCUGAAUGAUGCUGCCUAUGAUGCUCGGGUUGAAGAAUCGAGACGUCUACGUCGUGAGCAGAUUGAAAAUGAACGUCGUGCGGAAGAAGAGAUUCGCAUCAAGCAGGCAGAAGCGGCAUCUGAACGUCGUCGUCUUGAGGAAGAACGCAAAGCUGCGGCGUUGGCUGCUCAGAAGGAAGCAGAGCGUCUGCGAGAAGAGGAAAGACUUGUCAAGCAGCAGAAAGCUGAGGAAGAGCGUCGUCGUCAACAAGAAGAAGCUUUGCGGCUUGAAGAGCUCCGUCUUAUUGAGGAGGAAGAGCGUCGUGCUGCUGAAAAGGUUGAGGCUGAACGCAAGGCGGAAGAAGAGCGAUUGGCUGCUCUGGAAGCUGCUCGUUUGGCUGAAGAGGAGGCCAUUCGUGCUGAAGAAAUACGUCUUGCUGAAGAGAAACGGGUUCGUGAAGAAGAAGAGGAACGACUGCGUCUUCAAGAAGAGGAACGUCUUGCGGAAGAGAAACGGGUUCGUGAAGAAGAAGAGGAACGACUGCGGCUUCAAGAAGAGAAACGUCUUGCUGAAGAGGAACGCAUUCGCGCAGAAGAGGAGAAGGCUGCUUUCCUCGCUGCUCAGGCUCGCGAGGAAGAGGAACGUCUUGAGCGUGAAGCCGAAGAGAAGCGUCUUCGUGCGGAAGAGGAGCGCCGUGCGCAACUGCAGCGUGAAAAACGCGAGCGCAAACGCGCAGAAGCGGCUCUCGCUGCCAAGCUUGCCAAGGAGGAGGCGGAGCGUAUCCACCAGGAGCGCAUUCAGCAGGAGAAGAAUGAGAAGUAUGCGCAAUCGCUGUCAAAGGACGUGCCGGUGGUCGUGCAUCAGCGUGGCCCGGGCCGUAUCGUAAGUUACGACAAGCAGCGCGAGACGUAUGCUGUCGAAUUGGACAAGUCCAUGGGCGGCAUGCAGAUUACUGUGCCAAUUGGUGACGUCAACCUUGAUGACAAACGUAUUCUAUCUCCACGCACCAAGGUGGACACGCCGUUUGGCACGGGUGAGGUAGUGGGUCUUGACCCACACGUUGGAUGCUACGCUAUCAACACUGAAGUCGGCGCACCGGACGACAAUCAGUUUUUGGCGUUCGUACAGGUCAAGGAUGUUGUUUUGCACGUGGAGGAAGAGGAAGAGCGUGCGAUUGUGGAGGAUGCGUCGUUGCCAAUUCCUGAUGAGAUCGGUCUUGAUUCGGCUCGCAUCGUUGAUAGCCGCAUUGUAAACCGCACGGGUAGCAAGUUCAUUCAGUACAAGUUGGAAAUCCGCACAACGAAUUAUGGCACGGUGUUUUGCUGGAAACGUUAUAGCACCUUCCGCUCCUUGUGUGACCGCCUCAUUAAGGAAAACGGCAUGAAACGCCGUGACAUUCCGGACUUGCCGCACCGUCACCUUGUGGGUAACUUUUCGCAGCAAACGAUUGGUGAGCGUGCGGAGAAGCUGAACUUGUUUCUGAGUGCCGCUGCGAAGGCAGAGCACUUGCAGUGGGGCAUUCGCGUGGACGACCAGAUUGCCGUCUACAAGCGCCGCAACAAACGUGCAACACAGCCCAGCAGUCAACCCGGUAGCCGCGGCGCCCGCAGAAUUUUCUCGCGACGACGGUAA